AUGGCCGACCAACAUGAUACUGUAGAUGACGGUCAAUUGCUUAAAAUUUUAAUCAAAAAAAGAGGAUCAGUAAAAUUUAGAUUAACUCAUCUAGUAAAACAGCUAGAUGCAGUUGAAAAGGAUAUUUCAAGUAUUGAAGAAUUGCAAUUUGUAGAAUGGAAACAAAAGGCCGAUCGUAUGCCUCUUUUGUGGGACGAGUUCGCGGGGAUACAAUGUCAAAUUGAAUCGCUAUCAGACGAACCUGAUCAGUUUCAAGAAAGGGUUGAUUUCGAAAACAAAUACGAGGUGUUUGGCCAGGUUGAAACAGUUGUUGAAAAAAUCGUCAGAAGUAGAGAGCAUAAAAAGCGUCAAAUCUUGCGGUUCGAAUCAAACCAGUGCCAGCGUUAA
Molecule: messenger RNA, 387 nt
Organism: Acanthoscelides obtectus
Lineage: Eukaryota; Metazoa; Arthropoda; Insecta; Coleoptera; Chrysomelidae
Source: the annotation of a GenBank genome assembly